Messenger RNA from Nothobranchius furzeri (turquoise killifish), 3066 nucleotides. RefSeq names its product mitochondrial elongation factor 2 (gene mief2). NCBI's taxonomy places the organism in Eukaryota, Metazoa, Chordata, Actinopteri, Cyprinodontiformes, Nothobranchiidae. The record is from RefSeq and is a predicted model, not a curated record. Gene Ontology annotation, cellular component: mitochondrial outer membrane. Gene Ontology annotation, biological process: mitochondrion organization; positive regulation of mitochondrial fission.
AGUUUACAGAGAAGCACCUACCGCCAUUAAAUAGAAGAAGUAGACAGCUGUCGGCUAACUCUAAAGUAGAUGACAUUAAGAAACUGUUCAAAUAUAAUAUACAAACCAAGUCUCGCAGAGUAAUGUUUUUGGUUUGGAGGCUGUUACACCUUUCUGCAACGAUUGGCUGACUAAGUAAAGGAAGCAAUGAACUUCCAGAGCAGUCGGAGGAGAGGGGAGGAUGGCGUCGCCGUGGUGAUUGACUUCCUGCUGUCUAACGCUCGGCUGGUUCUGGGAGUCGGAGGAGCUGCUCUGCUGGGCAUCGCUACACUGGCAGUGAAACGGCUGAUAGAGCGAGCAGGCCGGGCGGCAGAAGAUGAAAAGGUGGAGCAGAAGAUGGCAGAGAGCUGGGAGGAGUUGAGUCUAGUCUCUGCUUCUCCAACACUCAUCAGGAAGGGCUUAGAGGGCGUUGUGAUGAAGCGUGUCACCAAGGCAACCAGGCAGCAGAAAGCUGACCUCUGCCGUAUGCCCGACCUGUCUUCUCCUGAGGUGCAGCCCAAACCUGAGACCAAGAGACUCCAGCUGUGUGUGCUCACCUUGCAGGAGCGUCUGCAGCAGUACUACAGCUCUAGGGCAGCACUUGCUCUCCCUGAAGUCCAGCGAGCUCAGGCUCUGGCUCUGGAUAUCUGCACAGAGAUCCAGGGUUUCCUUCAUAGCCGUCAUCCCGAUAUGCCUUUGGGAGAAAUGAGCCUUGGAGGUUCUCUACUGGACGACUUGCAGGUGGUCAGUGCAGACCAUGCAUGUUUGCUGGUGCCGCUGCAGCUGGAAGCUUCCCUGUGGCGCCUCAUCCCAGGAGAGGAAACACUCCUCACACACCCUCUGCACUGGAUGGUGCGGCGAGUCAAUCUGGAAUAUUUUCCCAGAGGCCGCAGCUACUGGGACAGGUAUCUUGUGGGUGGAUACCUGUCAGCAGAAGCUGUUGUGAGCAUGUUCACCAAGGCGGUGAUGGAAACGGUGAACUGGCUGUCUAUCAGCAGCACUUUGGACUGUCUGGUCAGACCUGUGCUGGGAGGACCAGACCUGAGACUGGAGAUCAGGCCUGAAAGUGGAAAAGAAGGAAUGGAUAUGAGUGAUCAGCCUCUGUUUGUCUCCAUGUUGCCCGUCCUGAGGGAAGGAGAUGCAGUCCUGACAGCUCAGCCAGAGCUCACCUCUCCCUGGGUGAACGCCUGGCGUCUCUCUCUUUACCCCUGGGAGACUCAGCGUCUGGCUCAGCUCGACAUGGCGGACAGCGGCUGCCGCAGACAUACACUGAAGAUCCUGAAGGCGGUGUGCAGACUGAGUCCGGCCCUGCGACCGCUUGAGGCCGCCCCGCUGGCAAACCUCAUUCUGCACCUCAGCGACAGUGAGAGUGACUGGUCUGAGAGCAGCCUGGAUGUCAGAUUCCAGCAGUGUAUCACUGAGCUGAUUAGCCACCUUGAGCAAGGUGCGCUACACAGUUACUUCAAACCUGCCGUCAAUCUGCUGAGCAGCUUGUCAGAGGAUCAGGUGGACCAGAUGGGCUUCAUGCUGUACUGCGCCGUGUCAGACCCAGAAAUUCUGCUCAUCUAACUCCGUGCACAUCCACAUUCCACCAGCUACGGAGACACAAAGGACAGGAGAGCAGCUGCAGUGAGAUGUCGGACAACAUGAAGUGAUGUGUGCACAGCAAAAAGUCUGAUAAUUAAUCAAACAGAACAAGUUGCAACAAAGAAGACAUGUGCCAAGGAAAUGGUUAAGGAGGUGUUAAUAAAAGCACUUCAGGAUGUGCUUAGGCUGCUGUAUUUCAUUUAGUUUGAUUGUGUUUAAGUUGAAUGAUGUUCUUGUGUUUUUUUUGUCUUUUAAAAGUGUGUCUUCUGUUGAUUUCAAUAUUUUUAAAUCUUCCUAUGCAGAACGACAAAAACAAACCUCUGAAAAACACUGAUUUAUUGAACUUAUGUCAUUUGAUCAUAAUCAUUGUUUCGUUUAUUAAGCAGGGAGUUAGAUUUCUUUCUUUUUUUCUUUUCUUUUGAAUAUUUGCAUGUCUAUUUUGGGGAAAUUAAGCUUGUAAGUAAUAACUGAUAAUUAGUUGCAUUUAGUUUUAAAUGCAGUGUUAAUGUCGUGUGUGUGUGUGUGUGUGUGUGUGUGUGUGUGUGUGUGUGUGUGUGUGUGUGUGUGUGUGUGUGUGUGUGUGUGUGUGUGUGUGUGUGUGUGUGUGUGUGUGUGUGUGUGUGUGUGUGUGUGUGUGUGUGUGUGUGUGUGUGUGUGUGUGUGUGUGUGUGUGUGUGUGUGUGUGUGUGUGUGUGUGUGUGUGUGUGUGUGUGUGUGUGUGUGUGUUGGAACACAAAUCAAAUGACUGCUUCUGAUUUGAGGAUCAGCAACUUUAAAAAGUAUUUUUUUGUUUCGGUAACCAUCAGGAACAGAUGGAUUCAGAUGAUAUUUUGUUAAAUUUCUUUUUAUUAUGAUUAUUUAUGAUGGAGAAAUCAUAAGUCUCCGCAUCCUAAACAAAAAAUGGUUUUAAAGUUUUGAAUUACAGAUUUCAGAUCAAAUCUGACCUGUGCACUGCUGCGGAAAAGAUAUUUUCGGAAGAUUUUUGACAAACAACUGCAGCAGAUGAGCAAACUUUCAAUCCUCUGUAAUCCUCUGGUCAGCUGUUGACAAAUCUGGUAAACAAAUUCUCUUUUCAGUCAGAUUUCUUGUUCAUUGUUUCCAAUCCUUAUGCUGUUGAGCUGAUCCAGUCAGAUAUCCAUCUACAAUGUGUCAAAGGAACCCCACUAAUAAUAAAACAACUUUUGAAAGAAAAUAAAUGUAUUUAAACUUUUAAACUAGUUUUAUCUUGGGACUUUAAGUAAUGCAUAUGCUGCAUUUCUAUACUCUUUAAGAACAUCUUUGUAUUUUUCCUGACGUUGCUGCUGCUUUUCAUCUGUUUCCUGUUGUUUUUGUUACUUGACUGUUUAUUUUGCUUGAUUACUAGGUUUAAACAUGACCUCUGUACAUGAUUAAUUGUUUAAAUUACUGGUAUUUACUUACUGAGAAUCCACUGAAAAAACCCAAAUAGAUAAACUAGAUCAA